Messenger RNA from Cyclopterus lumpus (lumpfish), 2651 nucleotides. RefSeq names its product pleckstrin homology-like domain, family B, member 3 (gene phldb3). The transcript has 13 exons. Lineage: Eukaryota; Metazoa; Chordata; Actinopteri; Perciformes; Cyclopteridae. The coding region runs from base 487 to 2040 and encodes 517 amino acids. The record is from RefSeq and is a predicted model, not a curated record.
GUAGUAAUAAUAAUAAUAAUAGUAAUAAAGUGCAAAACAGCUAACAACAAAGAACAUUUAGAAAAGAUAUAAAUUAAGAACUAUAAAAAACGUUAAAUCUAUAUUAUAUCAGCAGUCAGACAUGGAGUUUUAGCAGCAUUUCGACAUAUGAGUCUAAAAGAGGAGGAGUAGGAGAGUGGGGAGAGAGUUCAGCUUCCUGACAGCCUGGUGGACGAAGCUGUUUGACAGUCUGGUGGUGCGAGCCCGGAGGUUCCAGUAUCUCCUCCCAGAGUGCAGGAGGCUGAGGAGACCGUGUGAGGGGUGGCAGGAGUCGCUCACAAUCAUGGUCACUUUGCGGGUUUCUUUUAACUGCCUAUGACUGCUGCAACAAAUUAACUACUGCGGCAGUGUUCAAGGAAAUGGUGAUCUUUGAUUGCCUUUCUGCUGACGUCUGCACAUUUCGGUCUCCAAGCCGUCUCCAAACAUUGACACGGUCACGGUAAAGGAAUGCUUAUCUCUGACUUGCUCGGCUUGGGUCAAUAUGAUUUAGCUCAGUGGAGUCUGCUGUCCUUUCAGCUGCAGCUGGAGAUCGCCCUGCUGCAGGGAGAGCUGCAAACGGAGCAGACACAGCUCCACAGACAGACACAGAAGCUGCAGGCUCUACAACAGCAGGCCAGGAAGAAGGAGAAGCACAAACACACCGACAGAGUGAAGGGGCGAGAGAGUCUGGAGGAGGAAAGACGGAGGGUGAAGGAACUGAAGGGGAGGUGUGGGGAGAAGGAGAAGCUGAUCCCAAGUCAGCCAGAGAGCCAGAGAGAACAGCUAACACUGCAGCUGCAGCAGGAGAAAGAGGUGAUGGAAGCGGCAGUUCGGGCCUUUGAAGACUGGGAGUUCCGUGUUCUGGAGCAAGAGAGCGGCAUCGAUGAGGAGGAUGCGAGCAUGGCGGACGUAGAGAAGGAGAGGCAGAGUGAUGGUCACACGGAAAAGGAAAUCUCUCGUCAGCAGCAUGCGAUCAAGACCGUGCAGGAGCGAGUCCAGCAAUUACAGAGCCAGCUGAAGGAGAUGGACAGGGAGAAGGAGAGGGAGUUGAAUGCCUUGAGGAAGGAGAGGAAAGACCUCGUCCACACAAAUCAAACAGUUCUCAAAGAGAAGAAGCCGUCCACUGAUUGGUCCAACAUUACCGGCUCAGCCCCCUGCAUGAUGUCACUUUCCCCUGUGACCGUUCACAAGCCUCCUCAGGAACCAGGCAAAGAAUCAGUCAGUUUUCCCAGAAGACGGAGCUCGCAUCGCAACAGACUCAACGACAGGCCGCUGUCGGCACAAGGGCUUGUGAGGACACUUCCAGACAGCCAGACCCCUGAGGCUUUCACUUCCCCCCACCCUUCCCAUAGGCUCAGCAAUGGCCACAGCAGCGGCCACAGACAUGGGAACAGCAAUGGCGGCGGGUUCCUCACUCCAUGCAACAGUGCAACAAGCUCCCGCGCUGCCAGCCCGUCUCUGUUGGACCUUGUGGAGAUCGAGAAGAAAUUGAGGGAAGCCAAGGCAGAGAGAGAGAGGCUGCUCAUAGAGAGGGAAGAGCGGCGGUGGUUUUUGUUGGAGGAGAGAAGGCAGAAAGAGCUCAACUCUUCCGAAACCGAACCACGGGAGCAACAUAACCCACAAAGGCCAGAGCCAGAACCAAAGGAGCAACCAAAGGCCAGUUCUCCCCCAAACUCCCCAGAGGCCAUCCAGCAGCACAGCCUUCCCCUCUUCCUCUCUCCCAACUUUGACCUCCGGGCCCAUGUGGAGUCUCUGGGUCACGGAGUGUCCGGCUGCAUGGACCUGCGGCUGACACCUCGACGCUGCGCCGGCUUCCUGACCAAAAGAGGAGGGAGGGUCAAGACCUGGAAGAAGAGAUGGUUCCUGUUCGACAUGGACCACAAACGACUAGCCUACUAUACAGAUUGUGAUGAGAGGAAGCUGAAGGGAGUCAUCUAUUUCCAGGCCAUAGAAGAAGUUUACCUCGACCAUCUACGAACAGCCGCCUCUUCUUCGCGGCCCAGUCUGACGUUCUGCUGCUGAAGACAUAUGACCGUUCUUUUUUUUUCUGGUGGCGACCAAUCCGGUGUCCAUGCGGAUUUGGAUGGAUGUCAUUGUCACGGCAACAGACGAGCACAGCCGUUAUUGACCUCUUGCAGAAGUGACUGCAAAACCCACGAGUGAAGCCACUGCAUGCAGUGAGCCAUCUCACCUGGUGUGAGGGCCCGGUUUGGGCUGAGAUCCACCUUGGGUGGGCUGAUUCUGCACCUGGACUGACUGAUCUGUGGAUUUGUGUGAGAUGCGGAGGUGCAGUGGUUCAAGAUGCCAGACAGAUGUGCUUGAAAAACACAGCAGAGGAAACUGUUACGUGACGCUUGAGUGGCAGCGGAGGUUCACCGCUGAACGGACUAGUGGACCAGUACAUUACGACACACUACAACAGGGAGUGGAUACAAUAAUAGCUGUGACUGUACAAUAUAAUGCAAUCCAAUAUAAAAACCCAGCAAUAAAAACACCAUAUUAGACAACCAGAGAGGUCAGGUGUUUGCACAAUCAUGUAUCUUUGUUUUAUGAAUUACAUUUUCAUGACAUAAGUUAUUAUUUGGAAAUUUAUAUGGGUUUGAUAUGCAAAUAAAUGAAGGUAUACACUGUUA